GCUGCGUCUUCUUCUAUCCUGGCAACGUUCGGCCAGUCUGGGUACAGCUUGCGGUCUUCCUGGCCGCAGAGCAUGUGGUGCUGCUGCUACAGGCCACGGUGCAAGCAGUGAUCCCAGAGGAGCCGAAAGACGUGAAGGACAUCAGGUUCUACAAUGACCACGUCAAAACCUUCUUGCAACACAAGAGCAGGGAGAAGCAUGCGCCGCCUGCCGUCACCGAUCUACGUCACGUCAAUCUCUCGUUGAACCCCGACGGCGUGGAGAGCGAAUGCGAGUCCAGUUCGUCGUGA
Molecule: messenger RNA, 290 nt
Organism: Effrenium voratum
Lineage: Eukaryota; Dinophyceae; Suessiales; Symbiodiniaceae
Source: the annotation of a GenBank genome assembly